Messenger RNA from Hypoxylon trugodes, 1629 nucleotides. RefSeq names its product MFS general substrate transporter. The coding region runs from base 1 to 1629 and encodes 542 amino acids. Gene Ontology annotation, molecular function: transmembrane transporter activity. Gene Ontology annotation, cellular component: membrane. The transcript is spliced from 10 exons. Gene Ontology annotation, biological process: transmembrane transport. The record is from RefSeq and is a predicted model, not a curated record. NCBI's taxonomy places the organism in Eukaryota, Fungi, Ascomycota, Sordariomycetes, Xylariales, Hypoxylaceae.
AUGGCAUCUCAAGUCACCGAAUCCCUUGCGGUCGCGGCUACUGCUGCGGCACCAGCGAAAACUGCGGCGCACCUAAUUACUCAGACUGGUGUCAAUGCUAAGGAAGAAGGUCCGUCGGACGGCGAGUCCGGAAAUACGGGAGAUGAUGAUCUGUAUUUCCACCAACGUAUUGAGAAGAACGGCCAACAAGUCCUGGUGAGCUGGACCAAGGAAGAGGAAAAGCGCGUUGUUCGCAAAGCGGAUUGGCUGUUUCUACCUAUAUUCGCUUUGAUGUUUACAUGGAUGGCCAUCGACCGCACCAAUGUCUCGGGAGUCCUGACUUCGACAUUCAUAAAAGACACGCAUAUGACGCGAGACCAGGCGAACACCGGGGUCUCGCUGCUAUGGUUCGGGAUUGUGCUUCUCGAAAUUCCGUCAAAUAUCGUUCUUCAUCGCGUAGGACCGCAUUACUGGAUUCCGCUACAAGUAGUCGUCUGGGGCAUCCUCGAAGUAUGUCAGAUGUUCGUGAAGAAUGCUAGCGGUUGGUACGCAGCGCGCUUGUUUCUAGGAUUGGCCGAGAGCGGGUUUAUCCCUGGUAGUUUAUACGUACUCUCGCGGUGGUACACGCAAGACGAGCUUGCAAGUCGGACGACGUUGUUCUUUUUCGGGCCGUCGAUUUCGGCGUCGUUCGGAUCUCUUAUUAGUGCAGGAGCCUUGCGUAUUGAAGGCAAGGGCGGGCUUUUUGGGUGGCAAUGGAUUUUCCUCAUUUGCGGUGUUUCUACGAUAGCUGUUGGUCUUAUUGCCUUUACGCUCGUCCCUAAGUCUCCUCACCAUACGAACCGUCUUCUUGGCGGCCUUGUUCCGUGGAGUGGGUGGCUCUCCGAGCGCGAGGCGGAUGUAUUUGUAGCCAGAAUCAUUAGGGCAGACCCCAAAAAGGGACAGGCAUCUACUAUGAGCAUUGGACUUAAAGAUGUUACCGAUGUCCUCUUCAACUGGACCACUUGGCCAUAUCUAAUUAUCUGCCUAAGCGGACUGCAAUCCGCCGGUGGCCUACAAACUUGGGGAGCAACGAUCAUUCAAUCCUUAGGUUUUACGAGCGUUCGCGCGAAUUUACUCAACGCUCCCGCGCCCGUCUUAUCAUCCAUACUCGGAGUUUUCUUAUCGCAAUUCGUGGACCGAUACAAGCGAUUUGGUUACACCAUUGGGUUCGCUGCCGUAUGGACUAUGGCCGGGCUAAUAGCUCUCUAUAAACUUCCGGUUACCACGCAAGCUUCGUGGUCCUUCUACGCUGCCUAUGUUGUAACACAAGCCGCCCCGAGUUGGCAACCCCUGAACGUCACAUGGCUAUCCUUGAACCAGAAGACGCCGCAAAAGAGAGCUAUCGCAUACGCCGUAUAUAUUGGCUGCUCAAACCUAGGUGGAACAUACGGAAACCAGGUCUUCAGAGGAUCCGAUGCCCCUCUAUACCGUAGAGCAUGGGCAGCCUGCUUGGCCCUCGGGGCAGUGUGGCUUGCCACGCUCAUCAUCCAGACGUUACUGUUUAAGUGGACGAACCGACGAUUUGCUAAGAAGGUAUACGAGGACCCGUCGCUGGAAGCUGAGGCGUUGUAUACGGAUCGGAAGGGUCGUAAAUAUAGAUAUUACUGGUAG